This is a messenger RNA of Spizellomyces punctatus DAOM BR117, 1724 nucleotides long. RefSeq lists its product as uncharacterized. The record is from RefSeq and is a predicted model, not a curated record. Gene Ontology annotation, molecular function: protein tyrosine/serine/threonine phosphatase activity. The transcript has 3 exons. The coding region runs from base 151 to 1482 and encodes 443 amino acids. Gene Ontology annotation, biological process: protein dephosphorylation. NCBI's taxonomy places the organism in Eukaryota, Fungi, Chytridiomycota, Chytridiomycetes, Spizellomycetales, Spizellomycetaceae.
GGUGAAGCAAGAUGCCUUCACUCUUGCGACCCGAGCUGUCCUGUAUAUAACGACGUCGUUCUUCCCUCUACCCCCACUCUGAAAGAACAAAGAAGAGUUAACGAGAAUAGAAAUACAAAGAAAAAGAAGGUCGAAAUCACCGCAAAGGAUAUGCUACAAGUUGAAGAGACUCUAGACUAUCGGCGAGGAGAUCCUUUUGCCGACACUGCCGACCUUGCUUCAAACAUAGAGGCUCUGCAUCUAUACGAUUAUAAAGCGAUAUGUCCUGUGAAGGAGCUACAUGCUCGGGUCCCGGAGGAAACUGGGGCCGUCGAAGAGGUUGACGAAACAGAUUCCAUAGGGGACCUCGAGUGGAUGGAAGCAGUUGCAAACCCGUCUCGAUGGCUACAGGGUAGACCAGCCUUUUACUAUCCGACGGACCCGCGAUUGCCUUGGCACUUCAGUUGGAUAGACGACGGCAUGAUAGGAGGCAUGAGCGCUCCUGGCGAGCGCUUUCAUUACCCAGCUCUAGUCGACGCCGGAGUUGGUCUGAUUGUGAACUUAACAGAAGCGCCGAUUUCACCUCGCGGAGGGAGCGAUUUGAGGACAUUGUGUCAGCAUUGUGAUUAUAUGCAGGAAAUAUACUGCGACGAUAUUUUUGACGAUAUCAGGCCAUCCGAUGACCUGCAAGUCCUCUUCCUACCGAUGCCUGAUGGAUCGAUUCCAAGCUAUUCCCAACUUCGCCUCUUUAACACUCAUGCUCGUGAUUUCAUUCGACGGGGUAAAAAGGUCAUCGUGCAUUGUCAGGCCGGUGUCGGGCGAACAGGCACGUUUCUCGCCAUAUAUUUACUGGAAAAGUAUCGAUGCACCCCAGAAGAAGCUUUGGCCCGGUUGCGUUGGGUCAGGCCACAAAGCUUGAGGUUCCAUCGCACAGAUUGGGCGGCGGAACCUUUCAGGGUGUUUGAAAACGAGCAGUAUAAUCAGAAUUUACUGCAAGAGAGGUUUGUUUAUAGAUAUUGGGCUAAGUUUAUUCAAGGGGAUGCAAUAGAUGAAGGGCUUAAUAAGGAGAAUGGAAAUUCGACGGAUAAUUCUAUUCCUAUGGACGAGAAAGAAGAUACAGAUAUAGAGCUGCAGAGUACUUCAUCACCAACCUCCUCUACCGAAGGGUCGAGUAACAGCGACGGAGGUUCUCAGCCGACGACACCAAGUUCCACAGCCGAGAGUGAUACCACGAGUCCUCUUAGCGAUGUUGCAAUGGUAUUGGGAGCCCUAGUGGACGCUGAGCUUGAUGCAAAAAUUGCCGCCUUUGAGAGUUAUCACCAGUCUCUUUCGACGAUGCAAGAGGGACCUACAGAUCCAGCUAUAGCCGCCUCUCUUUGUUACCCGUGUCGUGGAGUUUUAUCUGUGGGUCCCUUCCCCAUCCGAAAAGGCGGUGUAUGGCCAUCAGCAGCGGAGGAGUCGGCGUCAGAUGACAAGCUUGUUGGUGACUCUAGUACAGUCUAGUUUACUUCUAGUCACGGCGAGGGUUGAUAAUUGAUAGAACUGAACUUGGGAGGGGAGCUGCUGAGAGCGCGGAAAAUGUUGAGCGUAGUCUGUAGAUGAAUGAGGGAAGCUGUUGGACAAGUGGUCAACACUGGCGGCGGUCUCUUUGUUCAGAAAUAUUGUAUAUAGUUCAUUGAUAUGUAGAAUUAGCAGCACAACAAAACAUGUAUGUUUAUAUAUCCCAUUGUUACCAUCGACUAUCG